Messenger RNA from Zea mays, 1541 nucleotides. Its product is annotated as outer envelope pore protein 16, chloroplastic. NCBI's taxonomy places the organism in Eukaryota, Viridiplantae, Streptophyta, Magnoliopsida, Poales, Poaceae. Gene Ontology annotation, cellular component: chloroplast outer membrane. Gene Ontology annotation, molecular function: amino acid transmembrane transporter activity. The coding region runs from base 726 to 1166 and encodes 146 amino acids. The record is from RefSeq and is a predicted model, not a curated record. Gene Ontology annotation, biological process: protein import into chloroplast stroma. The transcript has 5 exons.
GAGCCCAUAAACGAAAGCCCAUGAAAUCUUCCGACUCGUGCGCGCCAACCUUUUCGUUGCUCGCUCACCGACCGGCGCCAUCACUCGCUGAAAUUUCUUUUCCCAAUCCAGUUCAUUCUGCCGCCCUCCAAUAGUCCAAUCCGGCCACCCCAAUGCCGUCACGGUCGGGCUCCCGGGGCAGGCGGCCGCGGCCGGCCCCAGAGGUGGCUGCUCCCACGGCUGUACAAGUGAGCUCGUCCGGCUCGAGUGAGGAAGGGAGCGAUGAGGAGGAGGAGGAGGAGGGGAGCGAGGGAUCCGGUGACGGUGCGAGGAGCCCGGGCGGCUCUGCCAGCAAGUAUAAGGCGGCGGAGAGUGAAGCCGAGGCGGAGGACCCAUGCCUUCCCAGCUGCCCCAUUUGUAUGGUCGCGUGGAGCGCGAUGCUGACGUGGGUAUCGUAGCUUGCAUGUAGCCGGGCUCAAAUUCUGGGCCGUCCAUGCUUGCAUUGCGUUGCAUGUGGGUGGGUGACCCGUGGGGAUUGCCGUCGAUUUCGUGCCUUCCCAGACACGGCCACUGCAUGGCCUCCACUCUCCCUCCCGUAAAUCUUCUCCGAGGCGAGGGCCCAGCUUCACACACACUGUAAAUUUGUAGAUCGUCUCCGAGGCGAGGAGAGAGAGAGAGAGAGAGAGAGAGAGAGAGAGAGAGAGAGAGAGAGAGAGAGAGAGAGAGAGAGGAGAGAGAGGGACAGGAUGCCCCGCAGCGGCAUUUCGGGGACCCUCAGGUCGCCCCAGAUCGACGUGGUCAUCGACACGGGGAACCCCUUCCUGAACCGCACCGUCGACGGCUUCCUCAAGAUCGGCGCCGUCGGCGCCUGCAAGGUGGCGGCCGAGGAGACCUUCGACUGCCUCCACAGGGGGGAUGUUUCAAAGCGCAAGGUUGAGCAUGCCCUGAAGAAGAUGUGCAAGGAGGGCGCAUAUUGGGGGACUGUUGCUGGCGUCUACGUGGGCGUGGUGUAUGGCGUGGAGAGGGUCCGUGGGCGCAGUGACUGGAAGAACGCGAUGGUCGGAGGCGCCUUGUCCGGCGCGCUGGUCUCCGCCGCCAGCAGCAACCACGGAGACAAGAUCGUCAAGGACGCCAUCACCGCCGGCGCCGUCGCAACGGCCGUCGAGUUCGCCAACUACCUCACCUAGCUGAGCAAACUGCAUCUGCAGCGCCGCUGUUCAUAAGCCAGCGUCUUCAGGCUUCGUUUCUUCUGACAGGCAGGCAGCAGUUUUGCUUUGCGUGAGUGUCUCCUGAAUCCGUUGCCUCUGCGGUUCGCAAAUGCAGCCGGGGGGUUGGAGCUGGAGCCGUAGCUACGGACAAACAAAAAUCACAUUACGCAAUUGUUUCAGACCUAAUAAGACACUGCCUGCAAUUUGCCAAAACUUGGUUUCGGAGUUCCAAAAUAAACUUGUAAUGUUAGCCACGGUGUACGUAUAAGGCCUUUUGUAUUGCCAUUUUUGUUAUUAUGUUUUGCUUCUUCCUUUUUUUUAUGAUUAUGAAACAGGGGCGUUGUUUGUUGUUUC